AUGCCUGAGACUAGCACAGCGGAUCGGACUGAGACGACCACGGAUACUACUUGCCACCUCCUGCGCCUACCUAGUGAGUUGCGGAAUCGCAUUUAUCAUAUGGUCAUUCCACCAGAAGACGCCAACAGCAAUCUGUUGCGGUUUCAGUACAAAACCCUAAAGCCUAGACCGCUUCGCCGCACCACUCCGUGUCCGCCAGCGUUGGCCUCGACCUGCAAGCAGAUUAGGAGUGAGCUUCUCUCAGAACGCUACGGACGACACACCUUCACACUUUGGGGACCGCACUCUGGACAUGCUCUAGAUCGUCUCGCUGGUCGGGCCAAAUCAUGGCUUCCGUAUGUCCACAGCAUUGAAGCAAGGAUCAUCAUCAGAGUUGUUGGCACGUUCUGGGGUUACUUGUUCGUUAAAGGGCAUUUGACGGACACCGGGGACAUCCUGGCGACUUAUCAACUACCCACUUCUUCCCCCGAGCCUACCCACUGCACAUGCAUCUUCGCACGAGCAGCCCGCGCAGUGAACGCCGGAUCGGUCGGCUCGCCAGAAGACACUGCCCUAGUGAGAUUCUUCAAAGCAUUGCACUCGACGAGAUAA
Molecule: messenger RNA, 591 nt
Organism: Saxophila tyrrhenica
Lineage: Eukaryota; Fungi; Ascomycota; Dothideomycetes; Mycosphaerellales; Extremaceae
Exons: 2
Coding region: 1-591 (196 amino acids)
Source: RefSeq, a predicted model, not a curated record